AUGGCGGAAUCAGCAGAAGAUGAUAUUCGUACUUAUGGUGACCAUAAGAUAUCUUAUAAUGUGAUCCUUGAAUCGCCACUAGAUAAUGCACUACUACCAGAAGUCCUAAAAUUAUGGGAAACAAAUCAAAGAUCGACAGAAAAUAUGUCGUGGUUGCAGGUUCUGCCAAGUAAACGACGGACUUACAUGUCUCCUCAAGGGUCUAAAGAAAUUUCAGAAAGGGUUGAAAUUCUUGGAGGAAGCAUGAUCUCUCCGGUUAAUUUCGUGAGGCAUUGGGAAACAGUGGCUUCCGUUGAAUUUCAACAGGAUAAAGCUUUGUUGAUCAUUACAAACUCUGAAAUUAGGAUGGAAAUAAAUAUGUGGUAUAACUUUCUGCACGACUAUAUUAUAGUUGAUUUACAAAACAGUGAAGCAAUUUUCUUUAUCAAUGUGAAGUCAACUCCAAAGUUAUUUCAAAAUACAGGUAUUCAUCCCUAUGAUGCAUCAAAACGAAUACCUGCCAGUAAAUCUGGAUAUGAGAAGUUUGGACAGUUAGACUGUUUUUGCAUAAGGUUUAAGAACAAAAGUGCAAUGGUUUCUAGAAUCAUUUGGUUUAUACAGUAUGUGGAUCUUUCCAUUGUUUAUGCUCAUGUGAAGGUUGGCAAUUCCGAUAAAGAGGUUAAACUAGAUUUUGAAGGGUUUGAUAUAGCAUAUGCUUGGAAAUCACUGUGUUCACAGGGUUUUAAAGUUGUUGACCACCUUACUCAAUCAGUCUUUGAGAAAAUAAUCGGAAUGGGAGUCAGUUCACAGGUGUUUUACAAUAUGGUAGAAAAUAUUGCAGAAAAACCAUUCAUCAAUUUCAUGGAUGAAUUUUCGAAAGCGAUUGAAAUGUCAGAACAUUCUAAUAAGGACGACGUUCCUAUGAAUUAUACAAUGGUUAGGCGAGUAUUGCUAACACCUACGAAGUGCGUUUUCCUCCCAAAAGAGCCAAUACUUCAAAAUGGAAUUGUACGCCAGUACAAUGAAGAUUACUUCUUAAGGCUUGUUUAUCGCGAUGAGGAUUACAAAAAGCUCAGUGCAGUGCAGCCAUAUGGACUAGAAUACAUUUUGGAAGACUUGAAACGAUUUUUCGAAGAAGGUUUAACAAUUCAUGAUCGCCAUUACGAAUUGUUAGGAUGUUCAAACUGUGAACUUCGUAAGCAUAGUUUUUGGUUCUUUAGCUCUCAUGAUGGGAUCAAAGCAGCCUCUAUAAGACAAAAACAUGGCGACUUGUCUGAACAGAGGUUUUUUGCAUCUAACGUGUCGCAGUUUGGACUCUGCUUUUCUGCAUAUUACCACACGUUAGAUGUUAGGAUAGGCAAAGAGGAGGUUCUCUAUGAAAGAGACGUUAAGAGAAGUGGAAUUUGUCUGGUUGAUGGCAUUGGGAAGAUUUCGCCCAAACUAGCUGCCAAGAUAGCAAAAGACAUGAAUUUGAAAUCUGUACCGUCUGCUUUCCAAAUACACUAUGGUGGUUGUAAAGGUGUAGUGACACAAGAUCCAUUACUUGAGCGGGGAGAUGUUCUUUUCAGAGAGAGCCUGAAAAAAAUUCAAUCAAGUUCUACAAGUCUGGAGAUUUUAGAUUUUUCACACCCAGAACGACUUUAUUUGAACCGAAAAAUAAUAACAUUACUUUCUGGACUUGGAAUUCCAGACGAAACAUUCCAGGAUCUCCAAGAGUCGAUGUUGUUUGAAUUGGCCGACAUGCUUCUUUACGACGAUAAAGCUCUGAAAAAUUUAAAGGAGAUAUCCUUGGACAUAAAUUUUCAAAAUUUAUUCGAGAAGGGAAUAAGUUUUGUUCGAGAACCCUUCUUCAGAUCUCUACUUUUAACAAUUUACCACCAUAGACUCGAUGAUUUAAAACAAAGAACAAGGAUUCAGAUAGAUUUAGAUAAAGGUCGUUACAUGAUCGGUACUUCUGAUGAAAGUCAAUCAUUAAAAUAUGGACAAGUAUUUAUUCAAUAUUCAACAGAUCCAUCUGAUUCUGGAAAAGAACUCCAAAUUGUAUUAGGUAAAGUAGUGGUCACAAAAAAUCCGAGUUUUCAUCCAGAAGAUCUCCGGAUAUUUGAAGCUGUAGAUAUUCCUGGCCUCAGGCAUAUGAAAGAUUGUAUUGUUUUUCCACAACGUGGUCCUCGUCCAUAUCGAGAUGAAAUGUCCGGAUCAGAUAUUUAUGGGGAUGAGUAUUUCGUUUCCUGGGAUAAACGGUUUCAUAUACUUAAAAAGAACAAGGUGAAUUCUCAAAAUAAUUCAGAAAAGAAAUUGACCUCGGAUGUUCAAGCAACAGAUAUUGUUGAUUUUUUAGUGAAUUACAUAAAGAAUGAUAACCUAGGAAUCAUAGCAGAAGCCCAUUUAGCGAGGUCUGACAGUGAACAGGAAGGCAUUUUUUCAGAUUGCUGUCUUGAACUAGCGGAAAUGUAUUCUGAAGUUGUAGAUUGUCUUAAAACGGGUAAAAGACCACAAAUCUGCAAAGACGUUCGUCCCCAACAGUAUCCAGAUUUUAUGGUGAAAAGAGAUGAAAUCCAAUAUCACUCUUCCAGAAUUCUUGGAAAACUAUUCCGUCAAUGUCAAUUAUUGCAGCAGAAUAUCUUAAGAGAGAAAACUUCCGAUUUAAUUGUUGACGAAGAUUUGGCAUUGUUACCCACCGAAAAAGAAUGUAUGCAUGCAAUUUUACAAAGAAAUAUUUACAAUGACAAACUUUUGAGGAUUAUGAAUACGUAUGGGUUGAAAGAUGAACCUGCAGCAAUUACUGGUUUGAUACAAGUUCUGAAAUGUGGAAAAGGUUACUUAAAAGACGAGAAGUAUCAGAUUGGGAAGACAGUUCGUGACCAAGUGUCCCUAUUAUUUAGAAGAACAAGGGCUAUUUUCUUUAAGGAGUUUGGUGGAGAAAAAAGCCAUUUUUCACUUGAAUCAGCAAGACUAAUAUUUAGAAAGGCCUCUACUUGGUAUACCGUAACGUACAAAAUGUCUAACCCACGAUUCUUAAGUUUUCCCUGGGUUGUAGCAGAUAUUCUAUGUCUGCUGAAGAACAAUCAGGAACUAAAGAAAGUUUUUGAAGAAAUUGAACGAUCCUUUGAUAGGCGCUGGGAACUUUUGGACAGAGAUCGAACGGAGUCUUUAUAUAGAUUAUACGAUUUACGUCACAAGGUUGAACAAAAUGUUACUCAGGGACUCCAUCUAGAAUGGAUUAAUUUAUCUGGAAAUGGAAUUGUGAUAACUUGUCGAGAGAGUCAUCAGUUUUUGGGGAUUAGAACACAAAAUCCAGAAAUCGGUAACUUAACUUUAAAAUGUCUAAAUAGUUAUGCAACUAGUGUAAAGAGUGGUCCAUUUGAAGGAGAGUUAUGUUAUCAGAUCAAACUGGCUGAAGGUGUAGAUGGAUUUAUAACAUUCAUAGUGAAUGAAAAGAUCCUAACACAAAGCAAAUUAUUGAAUGAGUUUCUUGACAAUUAUACAUGUCUAAAGCAUGUAGCACAUUUUCUCUUUGAGUAUUUAUGGGAACAUAAUUCAACCAAAAUUCCCAUCGACAUCAUUGCAGACAUGCUACCCAUUAUGCUCCUAAAGAGAUCUUUCGCCAACAUAAACAUUUCCAAACCAUUUGUUAGAACGAGAAUUUUAUUUGAUUGCUUAAAAAAUGUCAGACACUAUAUCCAGAGUAUAUGUGCCUCUUCAGAGUUACCAAGAAGUUCACUUCAAUGGCUGAAAAAUACUAAGGAGGAAAUCAUUCAAAAGUGCGAGGUUGGAUACCACGAAAUUGCAUGUCAUUUAGCUGUGAACUCUAUUCGUCGUGAAGAAAACGAUGAGACUGAGACAUAUUUUUCUUGUAUCUUACCCGUUGAGUCUUGGAAGGUUUAUGCCAACACAAUCAUACCAGCAGGAAUCGGUAUUAUCCCCGUCUUAGAAACUGUAGUGAUGAAUGUGUUUCCAAGUCCAAGUAAUAGAAUGGCUACAGCGUCAGACUUAGAGGAAAGCGAUAAACUCGGAGAAAGUAUCAAGUGUGAAGCCGCUGGUAAACUUGGGAAUAAUAAUGACCAGGCUAAGGCAAGCAAUCCAAAAACGGAGGAUAAAAUCCAAAAACGUCCCGAAAAGAAUAGACCAAGGAUAAAAGAUAAAUAUACUGUGAAUAUUUACUACCUACAGAACGCUGAUUGUGCCCAGGAUCUGAUGAGGACAAACGCUCCGACAUAUACAGAUAUAGUGGAUGAAAAGAGAAUAGAUGAAAGACAAGAAUAUUUGUAUGGAGAGUUUGCCCAAUCAUACAAUGCUACAAUUCAUACGAAGGAAGGCAUGAAAAUAAGGCAGUUCGAAUCCUUCUUAUAUAAUCUGUGGUUCUCCAAGAGACCGUCAAAUGAGAUCAACUGUUGGCUAGAGAUCACAAAUAUCAACAUGCGAGCUUACGACUGUAAAUUCUCAUCACUCACAAUUAUAGAAGAUAUCGCAUUUUACGGGGGAGCAAUGCUAUCGCCGGUACUGUUUUCAAAACACUGGGUAAAAAGUGGAAGCAACAAAGUUGUAUUUGAAAAUGAUAAACAGCUUAUGUCCAUUCAGAGCAAUGUGCCUCCAGGAGUUAUGUACACAGUUAUAGAGAUUCCGUACAGUGCCAUGUAUGAUAAAAUUAUUGUGCACUUAAAAAGCCACUCUACACUAAUACUUAUCAAUGUUAAAUCAAAUCCUAAGCUUUUUGAAAGAAAAUUGAUAAAAAGUAUAAGAACAGAAGAAAUUAGAAUCGUGAGUUUUGAGGGAGCAAGGCAUGAAGAGUUUGGCAAAUCAAGCAGCUUUUGUAUCGAGUGGCCUGAAAAUGUACUAGACACCACAAAUGACGACUCAAAAUGCCCAAAAGGAUGGCAAGUGAUCUCCAGACUUAAACGCCUUGGGUUUGUUGUGGUAUAUGCUAAUGUGACAAUAAUGUCUUGUCCAUCACGAGCUUUGAAUUUUUCCUUUGACGACUUUGACAGGGAAUACGCUUGGAGGUGCCUUUUGUCCCAUGGAUUUAAAGUGACUGACCACCUAGAUGAAAAGAAUAUGCUACUUUUAAGGCGUUCAUUGCAAUUGCUGACUCCUGAGAUACUGCAUCGUUUGGCAGCGUUUGCAAGUGAGUGGCCUUUCAUUCACCUUGCGCAUUUGAUUUCUACUCAGAUGAGUAAAGACAAACCGCUUAAAGACGAAAUAGAAGAAUUACCACCUGGUUAUUCAACGAUAAGGAGAAUGGUAUUGACACCGACAAAACACGUGUUUUAUCCAAAAGAACCCAUUUUUCAAAAUCGUAUUAUUCGGCAAUAUGAUGAGGAGUAUUUUAUAAGAAUUGUUUUCCGUGAUGAAGAUUACGAAAGAGUAAAUGCUAUUCAGCCAGCCGCCCUUGAUUCAGUAAUAGACGCCAUGAAACAGUUUUUGCGAGAAGGAUUUCGAAUCCUCGAUCGUCACUAUGAGUUUUUAGGAUGUUCAAACAGUCAACUUCGGGAACAUGGAUUCUGGUUCUUUUGUCCAAACAAAGGUAUCACUGCACAGAAAAUUCGGGAUCAAAGUGGGGAUAUAUCAACAGAACGAUGUGUGGCAUCAUAUGUAUCACGCUUUGGACUCUGUUUUUCUGCUUCUCGUGAUACGGUGGUUGUUGGCGUGAAUCCUGGGGAAGUGCUGUACGAAGAUGACAUCGAAAGGAAUGGGCACUGCUUUUCUGAUGGUAUUGGCAAGCUAUCACCUUUUCUUGCAGAACAAGUUACAGAUGCGCUUAAAUUAAAAGUUACUCCAUCUGCAUUUCAAAUUCGAUUUGGGGGAUGUAAAGGAGUUGUUUCACAGGAUCCAUCUCUAAGUAAAGAAAAUAGUGUUCUUGUCAUCCGAGAGAGCAUGAACAAGUUCACUUCAGAGUCAAAAACACUCGAGAUUUUGGAAGUGACAAAUCCAGGCAGACUACAUCUCAACAGACAAGUAAUUACUCUUCUGUCCGGACUAGGUGUCCCAGAUAAAGUUUUCUUGUCAUUGCAAGAAGAAAUGCUUUUUAGUUUGGCAGAUAUGAUGAUCUAUGACAAAGAAGCACUAAAAGCUCUCUCGGGGUUAUCAAUUGAAAUCAAGUUCAAGAAUCUUCAAAAAAGAGGAAUUGUGUUUAUCAAAGAACCAUUCUUUCGAUCUAUGUUAAUAACUAUAUAUAAGAGUAAAAUUCGUGAUUUGAUGAGGCGUGCACGAAUACAGCUACCUCUUGAAAAAGGACGUAUAAUGAUGGGUACACUUGAUGACACUGGAACAUUAGAAUAUGGGCAAGUGUUUAUCCAGUAUUCAAAUGUUCCUGGAAAGCAACAAAAAGAGGCUGUUGUCCACACAGGAACAGUAAUAGUAACCAAAAACCCAUGUUUUCAUCCCGGGGAUCUUCGAAAAUAUGAAGCCAUUGAUGUCCCAGCCUUACAACAUAUGUUUGAUUGCAUUGUAUUCCCACAGAAAGGUCACCGACCACAUCCUGAUGAAAUGUCUGGAUCUGAUCUUGACGGGGAUAUGUAUUUCGUGAGUUGGGACGAUCGAUUUUGCGAUUUCAUUUCAAAUCAAGAACCAAUGGACUUUGAGAAAGCUAAAAAAAUCAAGCUAUCUCAUGAUGUCAUGGUUGAUGAUAUGAUAGAUUUUGUGGGCGAUUAUAUUAAAAAUGACAAUCUUGGCAUUAUUGCCAAUGCACAUGUCGUUCAUGCAGAUAAAAAAAACAUUUUCACUGAAGCCUGCAAGCAGCUUGCUCAAAUGCAUUCUGAGGCCGUUGAUUUCCCCAAAACAGGAAUACAAGCAAAGUUGACGCGGGAAUUGAAAGUAGAACAAUAUCCAGAUUUUAUGCAAAAGGCAGAUAAACCACAGUAUAUGUCAAAUAAGAUUCUAGGAAAGCUGUUUCGUCAAUGUCGAGCACUCGAACAAGCACAAACAAGAAGGCAACAUCGUCAAAAAAUCAUAAAAUCUGUGAGGGCUGAUGGCGAUUUGAUUUUAGAUGGAUGGCAGAAAUAUGAGGAAGAUGCAGUUGUGACGAGAAACAACUACAACAUGAAGCUGAGACAACUAUUAACUUUAUAUGGUAUAGAAAAUGAAACCGAAGCUAUUUCUGGUAUCAUAAGGAGGCUCAAUCCUCAAAAGGGAUGUCUGAACAAUGAAAAAUAUGAGAUAGGUCAGAUUGUAAAAGCGAAAAUGUCCGUUGUGAUCAGGAAAACAAGGGAACAAUUUUUUCAGGAUUUUGGAGGCGAAGCAAAUGUUGAUUUUGAAGACAUAGGAAAAGAAAUUUUACUGAAAGCUUCAGCAUGGUAUUAUGUAACAUACCGUGAGAGUUCAGAAAAUCCUGAACCUUUGUUAAGCUUUCCUUGGGUAAUUGCAGAUGUGAUAGCAUUGGCAAAAGACGAUACUUAUCAGAAAAGACAAGAAUCCAUAAAGGAAGACAUGACAGAAGACGACAACGUUAAGGACAACUUAUUUGAUAUAGGAUCCUCCAUUGUCCGUCGAUUUUUCUAUACAAAGAAUCAAAGGCAAAUAACGCUGGACAAUUUGAAACGUGUUGGAAAAAUUGUAGAAGACAUUUUUGUUCCUUUUAAGGGGAUGUCGUGUAUCCCUGUGGGAACAUCUUUAGUAGGACUGAUGGGUUUGGAGGAAAAAACACUUGAUUUUUAUGUUAAUACGAGGCAAAACAAAAAUAUUACUCUUGAAUGGAUACGAAACACGAUGCACACAGCUGGCUUUUCAAUUGCUGAUCGUGGUUGGCGCCCAAAAUACAGAAUCAAUCUUGAUGGCAUAGAAUAUUUCAUUAGGUUUUUAACUGAUGUAAACGUUUUACGAAAAUCGAUAUUUCUCAAAAAUGUAGUUGAACAAAACAAGGAGAUUGUUUCUGUCAUUUCUUUCCUUUUAGACUGGGGGAGGAGAACCUCAGUUAUUUCUACACACAAUUUCGAUGAAAUUACAUUUGCAAUGAUAGUCGCUGGAAGUUUUUCGCAAAUGAAGGAUCUUCCAAAGGAUAUGCAAGUGUCAUACCCUAAAAGUGUUGAAAAAAAUGUUAUCCGAACAGACACUAUAUACAUUGUGGAUAUGGGUGACAUUUCUGCUAGCAAAACCAAAAGUUUGGCAAAUAUUGUUUUACAGUUUUUCAAAGACUAUAGGGCUGUAAUUGCUGACCAGCUUAAGGAGGGGAAAAUUCAUUUUAUUUUAGAUCCAUCCCAUAAAAAUGGAAAGAAAAACCUCCUGAAACACCGUUUAAGUCAAAGUAGCACAACAGCAUUACUAAAUGAAAUGAUCUGCGGUUAUCAAGAAAUUGCACAGAGGAAUAGUAUCGAUUCCUUUUUCAAAGAUGUUGAACUUAAUGAUGACCACCUUGUGCUAAAUCUUCCGCUCGAUACAUGGGAUUCACUUUUGUUUGCUGAAGCAUAUAUUGAAAGGCGACUUUCUGAGACAACAGGUGCAGUAGUAAGAAUCCGAAGAACAAAUUUCAGAGAAACAAAAGGAAUUAUUUUGGAAGCUUGGGGAAGCUCAGAGCAACUGUGGACUGUCAACAAGUCAUUACAGGAGCUUGGCGAAAAAUCUUCAAAGUUUGUUACUUCAUUUGGAAGAGAUAAAGCAUUCAUUGAAGGAGCUUACGUAAUUUUUUUUGAAGGUUGUAGAUCGACGACUGAUAGUUUGCAUUUUCAGCCAUACAGUGGACCAAUUCAAGAACACCACAAAAAUCGCGGGCCCACGCAUCUUCCAUGCCUAAGGGAUGUUGUUCGAAAGGUUAGCCCAUCAUUAGAGCAUGUUGACAAUAAUAAUUUAGACUGUCAAGAAUUUCAACACACCUUUUUGAAGCAAGUAUAUGUCGUCAAAGAAAACUACGACUCUACCUAUCAUGGUGCUUUGCGUUUUGCAAUAACUUUUGGUAAAAUUUACGUGGUUAACGUUCUUGCAACUCAGUUGUCAAUAAAGAACUUACAAGAUACACUGCACCAAGAAAAUUUCAUCGACAGGAAAAUAUUUCAUUUUUCAGACCAGAUGGGGCCUGGAGGGAAGGGGCAACGAAGAUCGAAUCAUACUAAUCUUGGGUACAAUUUUUCAUUAAGACGAAAAAUUAGCAGUUCAUUUAUCCCAUCUGAUUGUAAUCCACAGAAGGUUAACGAGUUUCUUGAAGAAAUUGGAUUCAAAAUGGAUGGGAAAGAAAACAAAUAUCAUGUCAGUCUACACACAGGCGAAGCGGAUUUCGGUAAGCCGCAUACCGGCCUAUGUGUUUUAGAUCGAGAUAUGCGUUUCAUGCAGUUUCGUCUCGCAGAUCUAAAGUGGUUCGCUGGUGAUAUUAUCAGAUUAAAGUCUAGUGAUGAUGUUGACAGUACUAUGAUUUUAGAUGUUCGAUGUAAGCUACAGUCAAGACGAAUACUUGACAUAGAAUCAAUACGACAAAUGGAUGACAUUAAAGGACUUCUUGAUGAAAAUUGUCGAUUGAUGGAAAAAGAAGAUGACAAUCUUCGUGUUUCGCCUGAUUUCAAAGACAGGGUAACAUUUGUUCGUGAACAGCAAGUAAACUCAUACUCUUAUGUUGAUUCUUUGGACGAAGAGAGUGUCUGGCACAAUAUGAAAAUAUAUGUGGCAACAGUUAAAGAAUAUUCCGGAUAUAACAGCAUCAUAGGAACGUUUUCUGACAAAGUUUGUCGAACAGAGGUAACGAUGGUUCCUAAGUUGCCCGACAUUACUUCCAGUGAUGAUGACUUAAAGACCUAUGCAAAAAGAACUUGGAAUCUUGCUUUAUAUCUUGGUAAAAGAUUUGCUUAAAAAUAACUGAUUAAUGGGUAAUUCCAAUGUCUACUGUGCUUUUUUGCACUUGAUUUUACAUUCUGAACUAUUU
Molecule: messenger RNA, 9817 nt
Organism: Saccostrea echinata
Lineage: Eukaryota; Metazoa; Mollusca; Bivalvia; Ostreida; Ostreidae
Exons: 11
Coding region: 1-9744 (3247 amino acids)
Biological process (GO): siRNA processing
Cellular component (GO): nuclear RNA-directed RNA polymerase complex
Molecular function (GO): RNA-directed RNA polymerase activity
Source: RefSeq, a predicted model, not a curated record